GCUGGAACAUUGCCGAGGGCAGAGAACAGCCAGGAUACAAUGGACCGACCAGUGGUUGCGAGAGCCACUUCAAGUGAUGACUCCCCGGUCCCGGGGUACUUGUACGGAGAAAUCGCGCAGAUGACGCACGCGAACUUCGAAGGCUGCCGGCAACUCACAGUCUACCUUCUGGAGCGGAUCAAGAAGCCCAACCACAACAUAAAGUUCAAAUGCCUGCGGAUCAUAAAGGUGUGA
Messenger RNA from Ectocarpus sp. CCAP 1310/34, 234 nucleotides. The record is from the annotation of a GenBank genome assembly. Lineage: Eukaryota; Phaeophyceae; Ectocarpales; Ectocarpaceae.